AUGCUUCUGCCUCUGAUAAUCUUCCAGCUGCUGCUGGCUCCAGCGCUCAUGGUAAGUUUCCAGCAGCUCCAAUGAAAAUGAAAACAAACUGAAAGCUGCAAGACAUGAAGACACAAGUUUACAUCCUAUUUUUAUUACUAAUUCAGAAGCCGACUCAAAGCAAAAAUAAGGAGCAUUUUGAAUCUGUGAGGUAGUUAAGUGUCUUUUUGUCUGAUUCGGUGCUAAGUUGGAGAUUUAGCUCCCUGGUUGAUCCACAGAGGCAGCAGCUCUUGAGGUGGUGACUCUGGGUUCGACUCCCACUCGCACCAAUCGAGACAAACAGGAGCAGGAGUUUCAGCCUGACUUGUUUUAGAGCUUUUUUAGAACAUGUAAACCCUUAAAAACCUGGUCUAACUGCUUUUUUGUGUCCAGGUGCCCAACGUGGAUCACUGGGACGCUUGGGGUCCUUAUGGUGAGUGCAGCCGGAGCUGCGGCAGCGGCGUUACCAUAAGAACCAGACGCUGUAUCACCCACAGGUAAGACUCACCUGCCUCCAUUUAUUGCUUUUUAAUACACCUGCACACACAGAGGGGCAUUCCAGUAAGAACUCGGCCUCUCCUGGUCAAACUCAGCUGCACACACACACCGCUUCUCCUUUUUCCUGUGUAAAUAAAUCUAAUUGUGAGGUUCGUGGGCACUCUCUGGAUCUUGAUAGAGGAGGAAUGCCUUGAAGUCACGCUGACGUGGGCUUGUUUUACAUCCAGAACAGACUUCAGGGAGGGGCCCUUUCACAUUAAAAGACCUCUCUUUAAUGGGUGUUGGCUGUCGGGGAGGAUCUGAUGGGGGUGAACGUUUUUCGACUUGUCCUUUUUUGCUUUUAAAAGAGUCUCUUUGCUGCACGUGUUUUGGUUUUUGGAGUGGAAGUGCUUUGAACACAGUUGAGUCCACUUUAAGUCUGUUUGUAAAGCCGCUUCUUUUACAUCUGAGUAAAUAGAAGUAUUAAGGUAAGGCUUUGUAAACCUUCUGCUGGACUCAAAUCACAUCAUCUGUAUUCAUAAGGUUUGGAGUGAUAAAUGAUGUUUCACUGCUUCUUGGUAAGGGUUCAAACGUAGAGACGCACCAAUCAGAUUUGGGUUUUGAACAACACCAGAAAGCUCUCGGUUCACCUUAGUCGUCUUUGCUUUGGGUUCAUUUUGCGUCGCUCCUCUAACCACACAGAUCACUGACUUUGCAGUAAUUAUAAGAACCUGUUUGUUCUUUUGAAAUACAUCCAAACUGUUUACACCUGAGCGCCCUUCAUGCAGGUGGGGAAGUUCCCGUUCUCGUUCUUUGAGCUAAAUAAGGUCUGGCAAACAACUGGUGCGUGAUACAUCAGGUGUAUUUCAAUAUAUACGUAUGAUUGAACUGAAGAGAUUGACCCAGGAUCAACCCUAUUGACACUCAGUCCAGCUCUUUCAGUCAGCAGAGGCUUGAAUACCCGUGUAAAUGCUAUGAUUUAUUUGUUGGCUGCUGGUUCAAUGUUUAAACAAUUAUUAAACCAAUAAUAAAGUAAAUAAAUAUUUCCUAUUUGAAACUUUGUGGAUUUGAAUAACUUGAAAGUAAUAAAUGGCAUGAUGUUAAAAGAUGAAGCCAAGUGCCAAAACUGCAGUUCCUCAAGUGUCCACUUGAGGCUGCCCCAAACAGACAGGUAAACCUAUUGAGGCGCAUGUUAAAAUGCUAUUUUUUACAGCAACAUUAAACAUUUUUGCAGCCUGAUACAAAACACAGUUUAGGGUAUAUAGCUCAGAUUUAUACAGAAGCGUACUGCAUUCACCAACUAAACGUUAACGUUAUCUGAUUGCAUGAGAUAACAUUAACCUCGCAUACUUCAAAUCGCAGGAUUUUAAAGUAUCUUGUUUAUUCAGGAAAAAAAAUAGUCAGAAAAACAAAACAAAAACAAAAAAAUAAUAAUAAUAGUAGAAAAACAGAAAAAAAUGGUCUGAAAAAAAUUUUAGUGUAAAAAACAGAAGAAAAAAAAAUUGUCCAAAAACCGGAAAGAAAAAAAUACUCAAAAAACAGUUUCCUCUUUUUUUGUUAGUGAAUGCAUUACGCUUCCGUAGAAUUCUACUCUUACAAACUGAAGGGAGGCUAAAAUUUUUAUAACUCAGCUUGGUUGAGGAUAUCAAGACUAAAACUGUUGUGGCUUUGUCUGUGUCCGUGACGACCAAAAGUUGGAUUGAAUUAGCUUGACCCCUUCAAAACCUUCUUCAGAAACCUUCAGAGCAGACUCGCAGAACUUUAGUGUUUUUGUCUUUAUUGAGGGGACUGCUGAGGGGAGACAGGAAAUGUGGGGAUGACAGCGACUAAUCCAACAAUUGUUGCAACCUUGGUAUUUGGCCAGUCGACCCUGAAUCAGUGCUGAAGUUUCUUUCACAGUUUCCAGCCUUUAGGUUUAACCUCCACUUUAAGGUUGCUGUUACUGUCACUCUUCCUUCACCUCCGGAUAAACUCGGAUCUUCUGCUGCGUAUGAUCCCCGACCGUCUGAGGUCAUCGGCUGCUGACUGUAGGUGUGGCUGAGUAAUUGAGCGGUGGUUCUUCUGAGGGGAUUUAAUCGAAAAGUAAAUUAAAUGUUCUUUGCCCACCAGGCACAACAUGCCUGCGACGAGUCCAAACACUGCUCUGAGUCAACUGUUUGACAUGUUGUGUUGCAUUUAUGUGAAGGCAAACUGUAGGAAAUUGCGGUUUUAUUGAAUUAGAUUUGACAUGAACGACAGGGUGGUAUGGAUGAUGGUGAUUUCUGGAUGUUUUCCACUCGAUGCAGGGUUACGACAUGUCUGUCGGUGAGUCUGUUUCCCCUCUUUCUCCUGCCCACCCUUACCGUCAGUAAGUGGAUCAACUCUGUCACAUCUUGUCUGCCAGGUUUGCCAGAAUCACACCUUAAAGCACUAUGAUUAGACAGGUGUUGACUCAUUGUGUGUUUUACAGGAACUCCCGUUUGACUCAGUGUUCGUUUCAGCGGAAUAUUUCCUGACCGCCAUCCAAAGGAGUCACGCUUCAAAGUGUCACGAGUCAAGGAAAGGUUAUCAUUUUGGCAGUUAUGGACUCCUCUGUAGUUAAAUAUUGUUUGAUCAGCGGUGAAUAAUCGUGAAUAACUUUCAUUCCCCCUCCUGUCUCUUAUGUAACAUUUAAUUUGACACUAUCUUCGUGCUCCAAAUGUUUGUGAUCCGUCUCAGGUGAAAAGUUGAAUGCUGGAUGUUGUCACUGAGUGUUUGGACAUGUUUUUAGUCGGAGCUUUGGCGUGCCGUCAGUCAGCAGAAGCAUGUCUUGUUUUCUGGGCCUGAGGGCGGGUACUUUUGGAGGUGACUUAAUCAUGAGUUAUCAACAUGGCUCGAAGCAAGGGUGGUGAAACGAUCUGCUGUCUCACUGUUCCUGAGCGCUGACGGUGUGGAGGCCCCUCUCUCUCGUCGCUGAGAGCUUUUCUCUUUAACACACUGAGAUUAAAGAGGAAUGCUUCUUAAUGUUAGAGCAGAAAGUUGUUAUUUUUCGCGCUCGCAGACAGUCUGAGACGUAUUUGCAUACGUGCGCCGCAGCCUAACCUAGUCAUUAACUCUUUCUGCUUCUUUAUGACGAUCCAUAAACUUUUAAUAGAUCUGCAGCUGGAAAAAUGUAAAAGUGGAUUUUUUUUUCAGAGCUGAAAAGAUGGAAGUAAACAUAUAUUUGUGGCUUAAAGGGACAUUCCAACAAAUUUACACGUGACGCUUUACUGAGAAGUCAAGAGCAGUUUUGAUUUAUUUCUUUUGUCAGCUCUGGAAGGGGGUUUCUAUGGAAGAGGAUAAGGGCCACUGGGGAAACAAAGAAAGUCCAACAUAUUUUAUUUUUAUUGUUCCAAGUUUAAAGUCAGAAUUCUGCAAAAAAAAGUCUGAAUUCUGAGAUUAAAGUCAGAAUUCCGCCAAGUUGCAACAUAUUUCAUUUUCCUUGUUCUGAAUUUAAAGUCAGAAUUCUUAAGAAAAAAGUCAAAAUUACGAUUUAAAGUCAGAAUUCCAACUUUAAUCUCAGAAUUCUGACUUUUUUUCUCUGAAUGAUAAUUUUAAAUAUAUAUUUAUACAAAUAUUUCUGACCUUUUUUUUUUCAAGUGGCCCUCAUCCUCCUCUGUAGAUUUCCACAUUGUAAGAAAUGACCCUGUUUAUGUCAGAAUUGUUGUCUUAGUAUGGACAUUCUGCUGCAUUAUGGGAAAUGUAGGACUUAGUGUUCUUCAGUUUACGUCAGCCUCUACUUCUACAGAUGUGUUUCAAAAGAGGAGAGGGACCACCUGCCUUGUUAUCAGCUCACAGUUCAAAGGAUCCCUGAUGGUGGCGGGUGUAUAAGUGUUCAGGACAUGUGGGUCUAAGACCCCGCCUUCAUUCAUUAUUUCAGAAAACCACACUCUGCAGGUAUUACAACAGUGUUGCUCUGUAGUCAAAGAGUCCAGCUGAUAAACUGGUUAUAAAUGCAGCAAAUGGGCCACGGAAAUCCUGUAUCAGGCAAGAAUGGGAUGAUAAUAAUUUUUCUCAUCUAAGAAAGGAGCGCCGUUCUCCUGUUCUCCUGUUCCUGUCACCUUGUACGCAUCUGUUUACUGUAUGUUUCUUGGAAAGGAUGAACUGUAAAUGGGAAUUUCCCCUUGUGGGACUAAUAAAAGAGUAUCUUAUCUUACCAUGGUAAACAAAUCCUCGAUCUUUCAGUUUCAGUUUGAGAAAAUGAAAAUAGCCUGAAGCCUCCUGCUGAAAAGGGGGUUUGAGAAUUGCACAAGGUUUGUCUUCUCUAGAAAAACAGAUCAGCACUCAGUGUAGAAACCCAUUUCAUCACUUCCUGAUCCCAAGACUUGUACUCACCAGGGCCCCAAUGUCCCCCUAAAGACAGAUGGGGACAUACGAGCAGGGAGCCAGAACAACUGGGAACUUUCUAUCUUUCUUUUUUGUCGAGUUAGGCCCAACAGUUGACAAUUUUAUUAACAUGCACGGAGAUCAUUUGUAAUCAGGUCAAUAAUCGAACUUAAUCUUCAUGAACGUCUUUAUUAAAAGUGUCUCAUAAUGAUGUUUUAUUGUAACUACACAGGUCUGAUGGAGGACACAACUGUGUGGGACCGGACAAGUCUUACCGCUCCUGCAACAUCCAGGUGAACCAAACAACAAGAGUUUGACAACGCUAACAUAAAUCAAAGUAUCAUCUGCAAAACAACGAAGUGAACUGUUGAAUAUUGACGUCUAAUUGUCUCAUGAGCUCACUGUCGUCUCCCAUCGUCCCUCUCAGGAUUGUCCAGAAGGAUCUAAAGACUUCCGUGAAGAGCAGUGCUCGCAGUUCGAUGGGACCGACUUCCAGGGGCAGCGCUACAAGUGGCUCCCUUAUUAUGGAGGUCAGAGACGGGAACAGAGGGGAUGGUUAGGGGUUCAAAAACCUGCUCAGAUACACAUUACUCAGCUGAACUAAACUCAAAUGAAUUGUGUUUCUUUGACAGCCGAGAAUCCCUGUGAGCUGAACUGCAUCCCGAGAGGAGAGAACUUUUACUAUCGUCACCGCAGCUCUGUGAUCGACGGGACGCCCUGUCACCCCGGGCGGAGGGACGUUUGUGUGGACGGAGUCUGUAAGGUGAGCUUUCUUAAACUAGACCUCAUACACAGACACUCACAGUUCUCGUUUCACAUUAUUCACAAAACAAAGAGGCAAGAACAGCUGGUCAGAAACUCAAACGAGGGCGCUAACCGCUAAUCUUUGAUAGACACAAUUUCUUUCUUCACUUUCUUUAAAUCGUUGGUUUGGUUACAACAUUUCUUUGGUACUUGUAUCUUGAUUACAUUCUCGUGGUCACUAGCCAUCGUGAGUGUAGGAACAAGGAUUGAUUGAUAAAUUUAGCUAGAUAAUUUGGCAGGAUUGAAGACUGUAAUCUAGCUUGCAUGCCAGCUCCCCAGCAGUUUCUCAGUAAAGUGGUCAAGCUAACCGGCUUCCAUUGUGCCAUAACAAUUCCUAGUGACCUGUAACUCAUACAAAAACACUGAAAUAUCCCCAAGAAGGACACGCUACAAUGCAACAUGUGAUUUUUACUUCCUAAAAGAUCCCGACGUAGAGAUUAUCGCUCUUCCUCUCGGCCAAAUGUGGUCACCUCUGGCUCCGUAAACCGAGCUGAAAAAGGCCACCGUGCCUAAGUGGCGGCUGUAAAAUGUCAGUCCACAAACCAAAGCUGAUGUCACCGUGGUUACGCACACUCCCUGAAUGAAGACUGUGGUCGAUCAUUCCCGGUCUGCGCUGCAUCCUUCUACCAAACCUUCUUAAAAUAAUUGUUGCUGAAAAGGAGAAAAACACAAAAGCGUUUCCUGUCGUUAUCGUAGUCUUAGUGAUUCUUAGUUUUAGGUAUCUAACAGGAGUUUCACAGGUUUGGAGUUUUUCACAGGUUGAAGUUUCUGGUUUAAUUCACUGAUGGUGUUGGACUCGGUCAGAGAGGCAGAGCAGCGGGAGGAAAGAUUAGUUUCACUCUGCGGUAAAAUCAAACCCUCCUCCUGCUCUCAUUUGGUCCUCCUGUCAUUAUCACAGCAGCUCUCUCCUCAUGAAACACCUCCUCUGUUUGACCCCUGUCAUCAUGUCCUCAUCACCUCCUCAGAGGGAGCAGAAAUCUUAGACUUGCUCUCUCCUCAGACUCUAAUUCGGUCCUUUUACCUUCUCAAACCUCCACGUCCAGAUUUGUGUUUCGGGUUUGACGAUUGCCACUUCUGCAGGAAAAAUGUGUUUCUCCUCCCUUAUUAAGUCAGGUUUUGUUGUUUGGUUUGGCGACUAAAAACAGCUGUUUUGUUCUUUUUAAAGUUUUUACACUUUCCUGACUUGGCCACCUCUGAGUCUGCUUUAUAAUCCCUCUAAGAAAGGCGCUUGUGGAUCUCUGAAGAUCUGUAUCAGAACCAGUCCUGAUGCUAUCCGGUAUUUUAAUUUCGAGCCUGUCUAUGCACACUGUGACUCGUGUCAAAAGAGAUCCAAUCAUCAUAAUUUUUAUCCGUUUAAUGGUCCCCAGGAUGGGCGACAGAGAGGCAUCUUUCAACGGUGCAUCUCCCUGGGCAUACUCGGAGUUGGUCGAGCCAGAUGAGCUAGCAUUAGCGUGCUCAAUUGGGGAAUCGUCGUGGAGGUCUAAGUCAAAAACAAUCAAUUUUUGACACAAAUCUGACUCCAUAGAAAGCAACGGUAACCCUUUCUUUUACGGUACACUUAUUACCCAGUAAUUAACUAGUAACAACAUGAAAUUAUCUGGUUAUUACAUGGUAACUACUAAGUCAAUACUGUCUAGUUUUUCUUUUUUUCUUUUUUCUGUACAGCUCCAUUUUCAAAAGCUAUUUGGGGUUCUUAAUUUGUAUGAUUGACACUUGAUACAGCCUAUGGGCGUGCAAAGAUUGCGUUGCGAUACGCUGUUUGAGCCGAGCAUUAUCACAGCGACUCACCCGCCGAAUGUGUACAACGCUACUGCGCAAGUGGUGGUUCCAGUAAGCGGAAAAAAUCCUGGAAAUACCAGAGAAAUUCAGCUUCAGAUUUGUAUGAUGAUGGAAGGUUACCUACCUGGUAGCUAGACAGUAUUGACUUAGUAGUUAUCAUGUAAUUACUAGAUAAUUUCAUGUUGUUACCAGGUAAUUACCUGGUAAUUACCUGGUAAUAAGUGUACCGUAAAAGAAACAUAGGAAACUGUAAACAAAAGGAUAAAUGAUGAAAAGUUAGAGACCAGGAGUUUACACAGUUGCACAAAUAAUUUGUUUGCAAGUUACAAGUUUUACCUUUGAGAUGAUUUUUUGUUUUUUGCUUUGGUGAGUUUUAUUCUCCAUCAAAUUCUUAUAUUUGUUUGAUUAUUUUUGACACAAAUCUGACUCCAUACUGGUCGACUUGAGCCAGAUGAGCUAGCGUUAGCACGCUCGGUUUGGCGAAUUGUCGUCGAGGUCUGAGGGAGACUCGGGUGUUUUCUGAGUGGAUUUCUUAGGUUUGACCAUUGUUUGAGGUUUUAUAACAAUUUCCACCAUCAAAAGGUGCAAAAAAAAGGGAGUGUUAAAUACUUAUAUCAAGUACAACCUACUUCGUCGCCGGCUCUUGGAGUAUCUCAUUUUUAUGUAAUUUUUGAUCGUCUCUCUACUCUCUCCUCUUCCUCUUUCUUCAGCGUCUGGGCUGUGACAACAUGUUGGAGUCUCCUCAGCAGGAGGACCCCUGCCUGCAGUGUGGGGGCAACGGACAGUCCUGCUACCGCGUCCGCAACACCUUCACGGUGCGCGACCUGCCAACCGGUACGCCUCAGGAUUUUUCCCAACAGAACCAAAGGAAUCGUGUUCCCGAGUCUUCACUUCAUGUCUGCUUAUUUUCUGUAUUUGUGAUUUUUCUCAGGCUACAACCAGAUGUUCAUCAUCCCUGUUGGAGCGACCACCAUCAGCAUCAGAGAGUCUGUGGCCUCUCGUAACUACAUCGGUGAGUUUACGAUUUUUCUCUUUUUUAACGGACAGAAUAAAAGACAAAGACGUGUAACUGUACCCUCUCUGUGUGAGCAGCUAUCAAGAACCUGCGGGGGGAGUACUACCUCAAUGGACACUGGGUAAUCGAGUUCUCCAGAGCGACCCCCAUCGCCGGCACCAUGCUGUACUACCAGAGAGGAGCUGAGGGCGACAACGUCCCCGAGACCAUCAUCGGCCGCGGUCCCACCACCGAGCCCCUGGUCGUGGAGGUGAGACUGAACUUUCAUCAUCAUCUUCUCCUCCUCCUGUGACCUCCAUCAGCUGAGGUCAGGAGGUUUUAUGAGGAGGCGGAGCUCUCCUGUUCAGUCUGGUUUUUGCUCCUCAGAGGGCAGUUAGAGGAGCAGCUGAUGUUCACGCUCCUCCUUCUCCUUUCAGCUGAUCAGCCAGGAGCCAAACCAAGGAAUAGAGUAUGAGUAUUAUCUCCCUAACGGACGCUCCAGAGAGGGAUACUACUGGAGCUUCGGGUCCUGGUCUGCCUGCAGCAGAGAGUGUGGAUCAGGUCAGAGUCUCGGUCUGUUUUAAAACCUCUUCUUUGUCCUAAAAAGAGGCUGAAAUAAAAACUCUUUUCUUCCUCCUCUCUCUCUUCAUCAGGAUAUCAGUCUCGUUUGGUCUUCUGCACCAUCGAUAACGAGUCCUACCCCGACUAUCUGUGCGCAUCUCUGCCCAGACCACAAACCAACCGGACAUGCAACCCUCAUCCGUGCCCACAAGUCCGCAGGUAAAUCUCUUUCACAUGUGACACUUUUAUCGAAUCUCUCUAAGGGGUCAUUUUUGUUUCAUUUACCCUGAAGUGAAGAUGAACUCGGUCUCAGAGCAAACGUCUGACUGUUUUUUAUAUAACUGCUGCGUACCAGGAUGGCGUACCAGUAUCCACCAAAGUUAUGGAGAUCCUCAGAAAGAUCCAGAGUCUAUGUGUACAGGUAACCGGGCUCUGUAGUGGUGAUAGUGGUAGAUGUAGAAGUAGUGUUUCUUUUAGGUAGCUGCAAACACACGGGGAGAUCUUUAUCAUGGAACCAUCACUGCAGAGAGAUCCUCUUUAUUUGUUCACAAUAACACAGGUUUUAAUCCACUUCUGAAAUCUACAGGACUGUGAGACUGAUUAGCAGAUCAGUUUUCGCUUUUUUUAAAUUUUUGAUUCAAGAUUUUUAUCAAUAAACCAUUUUCUAAAAGUGAGAUGCAUCACUACAACAAGGAAAAAUCUCAAACACGUGAAUGAAAAGGAGCAGAAAGAAGAAAACUCUUAUAGACUCCGCCCCUUAUUCAUUAUAUAUUAAUCAACUAAACACAUAAUAAAAAAAUAAACCAGAGCUGCAGGCCAGCGUACCUUUUUACAGUUCAUUAUUUCUUAUUUUCCAAAACAACCAACAAAACGAACAGAAAAGACCACGUUAAUUCACAUUGUUUCACAAAACAAACAGACCAAGACUUCGAUGAACUAAUUUCCCUGUAUUUACUGAACAGAAGAUAAAAUUUGGUUUUGCUUCUUUAGUUUCUUUGUUCAGUUGAAAAGUUGAAGUUUUGUCCUCCUGGAGCUGAAAAUUCACAAAUCAUCGGUUAAAACUGAGACGACACUUUCGCUCCGCUCAUCCAUCUACAAACCCGAGCGGCUUUGACCGUUCGCUCACCCUGAUUCAGGGCAUUCGCUCCUCUUCAUUGUGUACUGCAGGUGGCUAAUUUGCUGUGCAAAGCAUGGUGGGAUACCUCGCACUCUUGCACGGCAGAACUGUAUCAAGUCAUGUGUAAACAGAGAGCCAAUUGAGAGGCUCUCAGAGGAGAAACACUCUGACUUUUCAGCCGUGAUUGAGUAAAGAUGGUCUGAAUAUUCAUGGAUCUGAUCACACAUUGACGGAUCUUUAUGCUCUAAUAAUCAUAAUAUUAUAUCCUGAAGGUUUAAAGAUGACACAACUCCACUAAAAAAGCUGCUCAGAGAUCCACAAACUCUCCCCGUCAGAUGUGUUUGACUCUAGUCUCUGUCUUUAUCAGAAAACCUGUUUUCUGUCGUCGAUGAGAUCGUAGAAACGCAGAGACAGUCCAGCUCAGAGAUCCUGUUUUACCUCUUUAACGACCCCUUUUCAUCCUGAACACCCUGAACUUCUACCUGACGUUGAUAUGAUACCAGAUUUCUAUCAAAUAGCCCUUCAGAACCCUGAUCAGACCCUGAAGCCCGAUCCCUGAGCUGGGCUGCUGUCUGACUCCUUUAGUGAACUCUCCGUCCCCGUCCUGUAGUGUAGCUGGUGUGAUGUGAGGUCAGAGGUCGUCAUGGGGGUGGUGUUAAUGGGUAAAUCUGCGCUGCUGUAGUGUCGUGGUCGUAAAGAGCCGUGGCUUCAGUCACUGCCUCUCUGGUAUUUCCUGCUGCUGCUCAGAAACCUGAGACGUUUAUGAAGCUGGAGCUGAACCCUCAUUAACCCUCGAUGUAAAGAUCCGGUUCAUGGAAGACCUGGAGCAGAGGGGACUCGUGUCUCUGAGUGGGAGAGAUCUACCUUCUAGUCUGAGUUAGUUACCUGCUUUAGUCGACUCUGCAGAGGCGUCAGCGUCUCUUCAAACUAAGAGCAGGGAUGGGAGUUGAUACGAUUUUAUCGAUAUCGUUACCAUGAAAGACUCUGCUUAUUGAUUCAAUUCUUUAACGAUUUGAUAAUAGAAAAAGAUGCAGUCUAAAAAUAAUUAAACAUCAAACUAUUUGUACAACAUUUACUUGGUCGGUAUUUAGUCAAAUCAGGGUGACCACACUCCGGAUCUCCGACACGGCUACACGGGGUGGAAUCGUGCGCAAAAUUUUGAGGGUGUUUCUGGUCGGGUCGAGUGUUUUUUACGCACUUCUAACUUAGUUAGUCCACGCCACACAAACAAAACUUCCAUAAGAGACUCGUUGUCGUAUUUCUUAGUGAAAUGAAGCUUUAGAUCGUUUCCGUCUACUUUUCGUACCAUCCGCCUUGUUUUUUUCCAAAGUCUCGGUUCUCCUUGCCUCUCAUGAGACCGUUUUCCAAAGCACCCGGAAGAAAGGAAUCGUUACGGGAAUCAUUAAAAUGAAAUCUAAACGAUGUCGAUGGAUUGAACCAUUUGGAACCGGUUCUCAACAAGAACCGGUUCUCGAUUCCCAUCCCUAACAAAGAGGUAAAAGUACUUCCUGUCUCUCAGCUGGGAGUCACUGAUUCGUAGUUUGGCUCCUGAAUUUUCUUCACCGCUGCAGUCUUCUAUCUUGUUUCUCAAACUGAAGCUUUACUGAUCAAGAUUAUUGGUAGAAUUUCUCCUCAUCUUCGUUUUCCUGUCGCUCCUCCCUCCCUGACGGCUUUCCCAGCUGGAGGACAGGAGAGUGGAACGCCUGCUCCGUUACCUGUGGUGGAGGCUCUCAAGUGCGCCGCGUGGAGUGCAUCUCCCAUGAUGCAUCUGGCCCCCGUGUGGUGGAGGAUGCGGUUUGUGCGGCCUACGCCGAGGCGCCCCUGUCUCUGCAGACCUGCAACAUGCACCAGUGUGCGGAGUACAGAGCGAGCAGAUGGAGCGCGGUGAGUGGACCACCUGAACACGGGUCCUGAUUACGGAGAUGAGACUACAUGAACGUCUGUUUUAUUUGUACCCGUGUUUGUUCCAGUGUUCAGUGACCUGCGGUUCAGGCCAGCAGACCAGAGAAAUCACCUGCAUCGGUUCAGGAGGGAUGAGACUCGACGAGACGACCUGCAGCGCUCUGCCCCGCCCAUCUGCUGUCCGACCCUGUGAGAUGGCGGCCUGCUCGAGCCUGAGACCCCGAGAGAUCAGCUGGCAUGUUGGAGAGUGGGGACUGGUGAGUGAAAACCCGACCAGCACAGAGACACACACCGUGUAGUUUUCAUUCAUGGUGAUCUCCUCUGUCCUCUCUAGUGCUCCAGGAGUUGUGGAUCCGGCUCCAGGGAUCGACAGGUGACCUGCUCAGACCGGGAUGGGAACCUGUACGCUGUGGAUCAGUGCAGCGCCCACCCAAAACCCGCCACAGUGGAGCGCUGCAACACCCAGUCCUGCUACAGCCCUCAGAGUGAGCGUGUGCAAAAACAACUCUGCGCUGUCGUGGCUUGUAUUGUUGUGUUUUCGAGUGUCCGUGUUAGGAAAUAUGAUGCUGUCUAGUGGACCAAUCACAGGGCUUUAAAUCUGUUUUGUUUUGACAUGUAGUCGCAGUUUAAGGAGGAGGAUUUCAGACUGAAUAUGAAGGUUUCUGUGCAGGUACUGGGUCAUGCAAACCUCUGUAAGAGUGUAGAGUCAAUGCGGAAGGAAAAAAACAGGUUUCACUCCUGCAAGAUAACGUUUUCCACUUUUUACUCUUUUAUCAGAGGUGGGGGAAAGUCCUUACGUUGCAAGUCCAAGCCAAGUCCAAGUCCUUACCGUUUCAUAUCAAAGCCAUAAACCAUUUAUUAUAUGUACAGAUUUACAUCAAUCAUGAGCAUUUUUCACUAUUUGCAUUUAUUAUUAAACAAGGGUUCUUGUUUGUGUUAAGUUACAUAGUGCAGCUUUAACCAAACUAUUUUACAUGUCAUACAAAAAAUAAUCAGAUAAACUUCAAUUAUUGGAAACUUAGACAAUGUGCACAAAAAUAAGGAAGACUCAAAUACAAUUAAACAUUAAACUGAGACUCUAAUUCACUGUUCCAAAACAAAAGAGAGACACAAGGAAACACGUGGAAACAGGCGGGCAAUACUAGCGAGCGAUUUAUGUUCAGACAGUGUUGCCAAGUUUCGUGAGAGAAAUAAGGAAACAGACCUCCAGAAACAAGACAAAAACAAGCAAUCUUUUUGCGGAAAAUAAGCAGACUUGGCAACACAACACGGUGUUACCAACGGCCGUAACUCCUGACUAUUAGCUGAUGCGACACUUUAUAAACGAUUUGGGCUUGCUGUAAGGUAUUAAGUGACUUGAAAAGACUUUUCAAGUCACUGGGCUCCAUUCAAGUCAAGUCUCAAGUCUUUAGCAAUCAAGUCCCAAGCGAGUCCAAGUCAUUUCUUGAUCAUCAAGCAAGUCAAAAACGGGACUCAAGUCCAAGUCGAGUCUCAAGUCGAGUCGUCAAGCCCCCACCUCUGUCUUUUAUCGCCCAGCCCUACAUCGUGUGACAUUUUAAAAAGAUUGAAUACUAAUUUUACUUCAGUGUUCAUCCACCUGUAUUUAAUAAACUGAAGCUAAUUUGACAGGAAAGGCGUCUCAUCCACCCUGGAUGAACUCAUUAACAUUAUAUGAAGCUCUCUCUUACUGUCCUGGUUUUUGUCCUCUUUCUGCAGCGGUCCCCAGUGUGCAGGACCCACGAGGACAUGACAACACUCAGACUGGUUUACAGCCCCACAGACCGGACCAUGGGACAUGUAAGACACACGAGUGUUUCUGUCUUUACAUGCUGCUUCUUUAAACACUAACAUUCAUAACUGUAUAAUCAGCUGUAGGUAUGAUUCACUCUCGUUCUCGCCCCCCUCCCGUCCCUCCUGCUCAUGUAACUCCUGUCACUUUGUGCCCAUCUGCCCCCUCCUCCUCCUCCUCCUCUUCUGUCCCUGCACUAAUUAUCCGGGCCUGAUUGACGUGUUUUCGGGGGUCCAUGGGUACUGUCAGCCUGAUUAAAAUAUUUCCCGAGCACUGAAGUGUGCUGUUGCUGGCUGUGGUGCGUUUGGCAUGUUGUGGCAUUCUGCAGAACCGUCCCAGUGGUCAGGAAUUUCAGGUCUGAGGUCCGGAGCGUGUUCACUUCCUGUGCGAUUGUUUAGUCUGGAAACUGAUUCACUCUCUGCUGGAUCUCCCGAUAAAGAGGAGUGUUUUAAAACCGUGUUUGUUGUUCAGACUCUCUGUGUGGUCUCAGGGAUUAAAGUUUCGACUCUGUUGUCAUUAUCCGUAACGUUGUGUGAAGCUGGUCCACGUGUGAAGCUGGCUCAUGUGUGUCUCGUUUCAGCUCGCAGACCGGAGACAGAUCCCACCCAGACCAACACGGUCCAUGACCCUCACGGCGGCGCCCCCGCCCUCCACUGCAGCCAGUCCCUUUACGGAUGCUGCCCAGACGGACGUACAUCAGCCGGGGGCCCCAGAGGUCUGGGCUGCCCUCGGGCCCCGACUCCCUCUUCAACUCAGCCAGCCUGCAUCCAGAGCAGGUAACCAAACCUGUCAUUACACCCUGGAGGAGGUUACAUAAUGGAGCGUGUUGUAUCGACUCCGCCAGUGUGACCGCUCUGACCAGAGGUUGUUUGUCACGACACGCUUGACCACCAGAAGAACCACUAAGUGACGGAGCGGAGGCUGAGGUUUCCUCGAGAUGUCCAAACUGCUUAUUUCUGUUAUUUCUGACUCAAACUUUCAGCACAGAGUGUUUCUUUGUGCUUCUAUUUCUGCUCCUCCUCCUCAUCCUCCUCUUCUUCUUCUUCUUCUUCUUGUUUUGUUCUCAGUUACGGCUGCUGUCUGGACGGAGUGACGGCGGCUCGGGGCCCAAACAAGGAGGGUUGCAGAGAGUAUACGGCCCCCCCACCCACUGUAAGAAAGACGCAUGAUAAUUUUAUUCACUGAAUAUUUAUUAACUAGACAGACAUGAAAAUUAUGGUUUAAGUUAAAGGGAAAAGCAGGAGCUAGCGCCGUAAUUAAACACUCACUUAAAAUGGAUUCUAACGGCUAAAAACGCCAAAAUCGGUGCGAACAUAGCAUCUUUGCUCUCUGCUGCACAGAGCUGUGCUGUGCACUCUCCUCCUCAUGGAUUUUGAAUCUUUCCACAUCCAGAUGCAGAGCUGACUCAAAGUUCGGUGAUAAAUUUCCCUGUUUAUGGAACGAAGCAAAAACACAGCUGAUGCUAUUUGAUCAGAAGCGAAGUUUGUGGUGCAUUUAAAGUUUUUCAAAUAGACACAGAAGCUGCUCAGUCCUUUUGUGAAUCACACCCUACAUUUAAAAUAAAGUAUAUUUUAUUUUUACUAUAAAUCACUUUCUUCCGGUUUAAAUAAAUGCUUUUAUUUUGAAAGUCACCUGUCUUCUUCUUCUUCUCUUGUUUUCUCAGGUGUCGUCGUCUCUUCCUACCGAGAACGCAGUGCAGUGUCGCCUCACCACCUACGGCUGCUGUUUUGACCGCACCACACCUGCAGGAGGACCCAACGGAGAGAGCUGCCCCAACCCGCCCAACUACAGUAAGACACGAGGGUUCGAAACCAGACUCUAGUGUUUGUCAAAAUCAAGAACCGUCUCUGCCAAAAUUUCUCCAAAUCUUCUUCUUCAAAUUGUUUUUCCUCUCUCGGACAGCUGGGGUUGUAGUCUCAGCCGUGCCAGCCCGGUCAUAAUCAGAAACAUGGCGCUGCAGAAGUGUUGGCGGUCUGCGGUUUUCCAGGUCACGGGCUCAGAUCCAGAAUCUAUUUGUGAAAGUCUGAUUAGAAAAUGAAUUUGAAAUUUUUGGCAGAGCUCGGGUGAAAAAAUGUAGGAUGACAAAACAGUCAAAGCUGGAGGUCAGUUUAGCCGCAGGGUUCUCAGCUGCUUUAGAUUGUCUGACAUGGGCGUUCCCAGGGCGCAGCGUCGACUGACCGAGCGAGCGCGUUGUGUUGUGUCAUGUCGGUAACUCCGCCUCCUCUGAUGUUCUCUCCGCAGUCGAGCGCUCCAUCUGCUCUCUGCCUCGUGCCGCCGGCUCCUGCAGCGCCUGGACUUCCCGCUACCACUUCGACGUCAUCACCUCCAAGUGCGUGCACUUCUGGUACGGAGGUUGCCACGGUAACAGCAACAACUUCAUGACCCGGGCUGAGUGCCAGAGGGCGUGUCAGGUGCCAGGCCAGCAGAGCCCGGGGCAAGCCCCUCCCCCCGCAGAGCCGACUAGGAGAGGAGGCAGCGCUGGAAGAACCUCAUCCUCAGGAGGAGGAGGAGGAGGAGCGGGAGGCAGCAGGUCUGGAGCAGGAGGAUCUAGAGGAGCUGGAUCCACCUCAGGAGGGUCCACAGGUAGAUCAGCCUCCAGAGGGUCAUCAGGUGGGGGAUCACGCGACAUGGGGCGGGUUUUCACCACCCAGGGAGGCUCCACAGGCGGCACAGCAGCCGAACACGCCCACAGAGCUCGAGUGUACCUGCGCCCCCGCCGACCCCCACCCAGCACCGCAGCUCAGUACACCGGUCCGGCAGCGAGGUAAGACCCCGAAGGGACUGAAAGCUGCCUUCCUACUCCUGCUGAAGGAACCCCGAUCACCUCAGCCAUGAGCGUGACGGGGGCCUGAGAGUGAGCUGAAGAUCCAUCAGCAGCCACAGACACGACAUGUGCAUCAGUCACCUAAAACGAGUCUUUUAUUAUCGCUUUAUUAAUACAGAUACAGAGCAUGCAAACUUACGACAAACUCAUGAAAAAAACUUUUAAAAAACAGUGAAGAUUGUGUUUUAUUUUAGGAAAGAAAACAGAUUAGAUUCACUUAAUGUGUAAUUUUUAUAAAGAUGCAUCUUUAGUCUUCGAGUCGGAUCAGGGUGGAGAUUUAUCGUUCCUAAUUCUUCCUAAUUCUAAAGUUUCCUGACAACAUGUCUAAGAUCUUGUUUUUUUAUCGGCUCGGACUUGUAAUCUUGCUGCAGAGAUGUAGACGUGUACUUCAGGGACUGUCAGUAAAUCAUAAACUUGUUAUUGCUGAGUUUAAACCGAGGUAAAAUAAACCCAAACUUUGGGUCGUAUUUGUGUCUUUAUUCUGCAGACAAACAGAAGAGGUUUGGGAGACUCUUUCCAAACUGUAAUCACUGAUCAGUUUUUGAUUGAUUUGAUUGAUGCUUUUAUUGAAAAUUAUCAAUGAAACAGGAAAAUUUGGUUUGCAAACACCAAAAAAAUUUGCACUUGGAUCUGAAAUCUGAACAUUUUUCUUGCAUGUUUAAAAGUUUUGUUUGCAAACAUAAAAGUUUCAGAUUAUUUUUUAAAGUUGGAGGUAAAUUUUUGUGUUAAUCAAACGAGGAAGAAAAGAACAAUUUUACAGAGAAACCAACAAAAGUGGUUAAAGUCAUGUUUGAGUGAUGAAAGGAGGUCUGAGGGCGGACAUUUGGGUGUAACGAAGGUGAGAAGUGUUGGUGUUUCCGAAUGUUUUUGUAAAGGGCAGGAGCGUCACAGGAGUACAAAGGAGGAUUAGGGACACAAAGAGAAAAAAAUAAGUACAGGGGGGAGAUUUUUUAAAUUUCCAUUUCGAGAUUUAAGUUGACAUUUCGAGAUUACGGUUGAAAUUUAAAGAAAAUCAAAUUUUACGACUUUAAUCUUAAAAUUUUAACCCUAAUCUUGAGAUUUUAACUUGUAUUGCCAAAUUUUAACUUUAUGGACAUAAUUUCAAUAUUUUUAAUCUCGAAAUUUCAGCUAUAAUCUCCUUCCUGUAAUUAUUUUUUUCCUCUUCAUGUGGCCCUAAUCCUCUUUCAUACAGGUCUGAUUUAAAUCUUUAUUUCAAUCUUGGAUUAUUUUCGUCUUAGAUUUUCUUACGAGGGUGAGACCUCGGCUAGAAUCACAAUGACGGCAGAUAAAUUCUCAGAUUUGCAGACACUUUUUUCCAAGUUGCAAACAAAACUUUUAACAGGAAUUCUCACCUUUUAAAAUCUGGGAAAUCAUCGCUACAUUUUUCCUUUUUUAUCCACUCUCAAGAGGAGAUUUGUGAUUACAGUUUUGCACCGUAUUUCAGUUUAAUUCAUGAAGAUCUCAAACCUUUAAAAGUUUGAUGCAGAAUAAACCUCAAAAGUAGCUGAUAAAACCGUCUGGUUGGUGCUUGAUGAACAUUUUUAUCUCAUGUUUGUACACCUGAAUAUUUCCUGCUUUAUUGUUUGUAUUAAGCUUUUUGCAGUGAGUAGAUUCUCCUGAUUCUUGUGUUGCUGGUAUAAUCUCAGCUUUUGUUUUGUGAAACACAUCACUGCUGCAGCUUUAGCCGAACUAUCGUCUCCUCUUUCUAUCUUUAACCUCGAUAAAAACAUGUGGAGAAGUUUACAACCUCACAGCGACCCUGAAUGGACAACCGUCGUGUUUUUAUGCUUCUGGGACUUUUCACUGUCUGUCUACACUUCACUUCACAACAGUCGUCUUGUGCUUUUUUGUGUGUCUGCUACCUCACUGUGUCGGUCUCCGUCUCAUGUUUUCGGGCUUUGUGUUGUCACCUUGUUGUCUAAUAAAGGUUGUGCUGUGAUGCCUCAUCUGUCAUCGUUUGUGUGUCGUCACUAAACUCCAUUUGUCUUCACUUUAUGUUGUGUAGUUGUAGCGUCAUCCUGUGUUUGUUUCAGAGGGGAAAUGUGUCGUUUUUUGUUGACUCGUUUUGUUGGUGGAGGUUUGUCUCGUGUCUCUUCAUGUUGCAUGUGCCAAACUUUGGUUUCCUCGCUGUCUUUCCUCCCUGAUGAACCCUCGAACCCGGGCUGUGGGCGCUCUUUAUGCUUGCUUUGGUGACGGUGAAUAAAAGGACCAACAGUGGAGCAUAAAGUGACUCUUUUCCGACUUUCUUCUGAUUCUACCUCCUUCGUCUCCUUUCCUUGCGUCCCCUCUUCUCCCCUCAGUUUGACCUUGGGUGGAGUGAGCAUCGAUAAGUCGGACCCCGCCACGGUGGAAGCUUUGGUGGGUCAGACGGUGGUGCUGCCCUGCAGAGUCAGCCCGCCGCCAUCCUCCACCGUCGUCAUGGAGUGGAGGAGGGACGGCACGCCUCUGUCCAAUAACAGGUCAGCGGUGUCUCAUAAACGCACUCAUCGGUUUAAUUUCUAUUAAUUUUGUUGCUUUUUUAAAACUCUCGUCUCAUGUUUUCUUCAGGCAUCACCAGCAGCCCAACGGAUCCCUGUUGGUCGGUCCUCUCUCUAAAUCGGACUCUGGUUGGUUCUUGUGCGUGGCGACUCGUGUACGGGAGCGAGACCACCGCUACAUUUACCUGAGUGUCACAGGUAAGGCCGAACAUCUGAAGAAAAACUUUAUCGAACAAGUAUCUGCAUCCAGACGCAGAGCAGUGCAGAGAGAAACCAGCCACUUGAUAUCCAGGGGUGAAUCUAGAAGGGCUGCACUGGGUGGCAUCGCCCCCUUCUCCUUGAAAUCUGAUUGGCCACCCCUGAUGCUCUGCAAAAUCCUUAAAUCUGAUUGGAUAUAUGGUUUAUCAGAGGCGGGUUUUGCUUGAAUCAGAGUCUUAUUUUUUUCAGAACGUGAAUCAGACUUACUCUUGUCUUAAUGAUUUUAUUAAAUCAAAUUUUUUGAAAAAUUUUGAAAAACUUUUUUGCUCUUGAGGAGAAAAACCCAACUCUCCUCCAUUGUGCCAUCGAUCUAAUUGGGGCCAGAGUCAGUCAGAACCUUGAUUCGACCCACUUUAACCCCAAUUAGUCCAUGACGGGAAAAUUAGAUUAGAUUACCGUGGUGACGCUCUGAUGUCAUAGAUUAUGAUGAUGUCACGGGUCGUCGAAAUGAAGUGACCCUGAAAAGUUAGCUGUUGUUUACGCAUGACGUGCUAAUGUGACGUUAUGUAAGGGAGUUAUGGUAGACUGUUCACUAACUGAUGAUGGUGUGUGUGUGUGUGUGUGUGUGUGUGUGUGUGUCAAAGAGGGUCCGUCUCAGCCUUCGCCUACCCUCCUGCCCAGAGACAGUCCCGUCCCUCGGUAAGAACAUGUCCCCGUUCGCUGAUACACCAAAAUGAUUCCCCUCGUGUUUCUAUAAAGUAGAUCUUCACGCCGUGUUUAUGUAAAUUGUCACUUCCUGUCCCCGUCCCGUCUUCCUGCUCAGGUUCAGCAUCGAGCGAACCAGCUCGUCUCUGCUGGAGAUGCGCUCAGGACAAACAGCCAGACUGAGCUGCAGGAUCGUUCCUCCGUCGGCUCUGCAGUACGUCAACAUCCAGUGGACAAAAGAUGGACAAACCAUCUACGACUCCAGGUAUCUGCUCUCCUGAUUUCUGCACGUGUCUGAAUGUUUAAUAUAUUUUAUUAUCCUUUAAUUUGGACUGUUUGUAAAUUAGCAGGCUAAAGAUCUGAGAGAUUAGAGACGAUGAGGAUGUGCCUAAGUCCUCAGUCAGGGUUUAUAAAUGCAGAGACCAUUUUUGAGUCUCAAACUGACGUCUGUUUUUCAGAUACACACAAAACUCCGACGGGACAUUGAUGAUCAGCCCUCUGAAGUCCGAUGACUCCGGCGUCUUCACCUGCACCGCCUCCACCCAGCAGCAGCUGGAGCAGAGACAGCUGCAGCUCAAAGUCCAGAGUGAGUCUCUCUCAUGUCUCAGCAGCACUUUUAAACGUUUGCUGAUGUUAUUUCUCUCUUCCACCAGCAGAGGUCAGUAUAUCAGCACAGUGUGUUUCAGGUUGAUUUAACAGGAGGAUAAUCUAGUGUGAGUUUAUGAAAGUUUUAGACCAAAAUAAAUCUUUUCUUUUAUGUUUCGAUUUUCCAGCCGACCUGAAGAUCACCACAGCUCCAAACAACAUUGUUGUGUCUGAAGGAAGCACGGCUGUGCUGCCCUGUGUGGUUUCAGGAGACAAUGUCAACAUCGGCUGGUCCAGGUGAGAGACCUUUUGUCUGUAUUAAAGCUCCAUCAUGUGUGCUGUUAAAUCUAGUGUUUAAUUUGCUCUAAAUAUGAUUCUUAAAUGACCAUUAUUUACAGUAAGUGACAUAAAAAGUGACUGCAGUUAGUUUAUGUGUUGAAUUCUGCUGUAUCAGGAUAGUUUAAGGAGUUAAAAUAGAAACUUAUCACCAAAUUAAUUGAUAUUUUGAUCCUUUGGGUUUUUUUGUAUCCCUUUAUAAUUUUGUUAGAGCAUGAAUGUUUGGAAAUAAGACAUUUUUAGUGAAAAUCUUCGACCAUCACAACCCUGAAGUAAGAAAUCUACCAUCUAAAAAUGAGAAACUUUAUGGUCAUUUUUGUUCAAGAGAUAUAUGGAAGAAAUUUGUCUUUAAAAACCGCAACAAUAAAAACUGAACUUUACUUUUUACACUCUGGGUUUUAUGUGGUUGGAUUAUUGAUCGCCCGAUCUCACAGGUUGAAGCCGACCUUCAGGGAUUAUUUUGCAAAUAGCACCUUUAGAUAUUAAUGUCAGGAGAAAUCUCUGUGCGACCUCCAAACAGUAAAAAAAGAGACACAGAUGAAGGUGACAGGCUUUUUCUCUCCUCCUCGUUGCCUGCAGAAACGGCGUCCCGGUGCGCCCCGAUGGUCGUAACAUCCUCACUUCGUCUGACGGCAGUUUGAUCCUGAACAACGUGAAGCCGUCAGACGAGGGAACGUACACCUGUAACGCUUACACCGGGAUCUACUCGGUGAGCGCCACGGCUGAAGUUAAAGUCACUAAAGACUCACAAGGAGGUGAGAGUCAAACUCUGGAGUUUUUGAUGUUCUUGGAUUAUCAGAAGAUUAAAUAAUCAAUCAGAAAACAGGAGCGAUAUUGUUUUUUCUUCACUUCAUGACUUUCUCUGAACCGUCUCAGGUGGCGAAGUUCCUCCCGAGUGCGUGGAUCAGCCCGAGCUCGCCAACUGUGAGCUGAUCGUCUACGCCCGACUCUGCUCCAACCAAUACUACUCCAGCUUCUGCUGCGCCAGCUGCACCCGACACUCACAGAGGAACAAAAGGUUCGGCCGGCUGGGAUAG
Messenger RNA from Xyrichtys novacula (pearly razorfish), 21926 nucleotides. Lineage: Eukaryota; Metazoa; Chordata; Actinopteri; Labriformes; Labridae. The record is from the annotation of a GenBank genome assembly.